Messenger RNA from Lontra canadensis (Northern American river otter), 2392 nucleotides. RefSeq names its product CD48 molecule (gene CD48). The record is from RefSeq and is a predicted model, not a curated record. Bases 150 to 878 code for a protein of 242 amino acids. The transcript has 4 exons. NCBI's taxonomy places the organism in Eukaryota, Metazoa, Chordata, Mammalia, Carnivora, Mustelidae.
CUGUCCCCAGGCUCCACCCAUGAGUUGCUGAGCAUCAAAAAGAUCAGUGAGUUUUCCUCUCACCUUGGACUGUGACUUCAAUGGCUCUGGAGCCCUUGGUCUCUUCUUAGCCUGAUUCCCACCUGUCUCCAGCGUUCCCGGGAAGUAACAUGUGCUCCCAAAGGUUGAAGCCGUGUCUGGCUCUGGAACUUCUACUGCUGUUUCAUUUGGUCUUGCCAACCAGCACUCAAGGUCAUUCAGAACAUUGGGUGACUGCCAUCUCUGGCACCAACGUGAGUCUGCAAAUCUCCAAUUUGCCUGCUAAGUACAAACAACUCACCUGGUUUUACACCACCAGUCAGAAGAUUCUAGAAUGGGAGUCCAACCAGACUAUUCUCUUCAACUCUAAGUUUAAGGGCAGGGUCAGUCUUGGUCAAAGCCAUGAUCUGUGCAUCCAUAAUGUCCAGAAAGAGGACAGCAACACCUAUAUCCUCAGGGUGUUGACGGAGUCUGGGACAGAGAAGGAGUGGCAUAUCCCACUGGAGGUAUUCGAUCCUGUACCUAAACCUGAGAUAGAAAUCCAGAAGACACAGGAAGUGAACAAUAGAUGUCACCUGCAGCUCUCAUGCAGGAUCCCGAACCAGCUCAUAAACUAUACCUGGUAUAGGGACUCAGGGCCCUUUUCAACAGGGCUCCAGAAUUCUGUGCUUGAAAUCGUCGUUGAGCCAAAUAACUACUCCACGUUUUACACCUGCCAAGUCAGCAAUCCCGUGAGCAGCAAGAAUGACACUGUCUAUUUCACCUCACCUUGUAAACUGGGCAGAUCCUCUGCAGUAGCUUGGAUUGUGACAUGGCUAAUUAUCAUGGUACCCAUUGUUCCUGGCCUCCUCUGGACCUGAGACAAGCUCUUCUAACUCAAGACAGCUGGAUCUUGCUUUCAUCAGCAGCCAAGCUGUUAUCCAAGACAGGAGCUCUGACUACAUGGGAUGAUAGAAAGUGUGCUAUUGAAACAUCUACAAGGAUUUUCAAGUUAACUUUUUAAAAACUAUAGUAAUAUUUUAUUUUAUAUCUUCUACUUAUUUUCCAACAUACUUGCAUCGAUACUCCUAUAUUCUUCCCACCAAAACAUGUGACCACAUUAUGCAAUGUUUUCUUGUUUAAAUAAACGACGUGACCACCAAUGUCAAAUGGUCAGACCAUGUCUACUCCAUUGGCCUGAACAAAUGCAAUACAAAGGAGAAGAGCCUGGGACCAUAGGCUCCUAUGUGUUCGUGUGUCCGAGGUGUUAACUUGUGCUGUCUCUGACUCUUGCUCCCACAUCCAUGCCAAAUCUCCUGGGGUUCCAGCUCCUCCCCCCAAGUUCUGGCCUCCUUUCUGAGGAGCAUGCUCUUUAGGUUUCCUGGGAAUAUGGCGUUAGGCUUACCCCUCCAGAGUGAGCAGGAGUGAGCAUGCAGCUUUGCCACAUAAAAAGGGUCCCUUCCAAGCCUUUCCUGGGGAGCCGAGCACCGCCCCCUCCCUUUGCGAGCAACUCUUCAAGUCCUACCUAUGUCACAGGAUCUAAUAAAACCAACAAAUGAACAAAAUGUUCUCACUAGGGUCUUCCAUUACAGGAAGGUGGGAGCCCCCAUCCCAGGCCCAGCACUGACAGAACACCUGGGAUUUCUGCUGUGUCUUCAACUCCUCCAAGGUUUUCAUGGGCCUGGAGCUGAGAGGGCCUCUCAAGGAUGUGUUCCCCUUCAGGGAACAGUCCCACCACAGAUCACUUUUCCUCUACAUCAAACCAGCCUUCCCUGCCAUCCAGCCCUCCUCCAGCCAGAACAUGUCUUGUGCUCUCAUUUUCCUCUUGGGCUGUCCUGGUUAAUUUUAUGUGUCAACUUGACUGGGCCACAGAGGUGACCAGAUGUUUGACUGGUUUUGGUGUUUGACUCAACAUUAUUCUGUGUGGGUGUCUGUGAGGGUUUUCUGGAUAAGAUUAACAUUUGAAUCAGUAGCCUGAGUAAAGCAAAUUUUCUUCCCUAAUGUAUAUGGGCCUCAUCCAAUUAGGUGAAGGUAUGAAUAGGCUUACGUCCCAUAAGUACAGAAAAAUUCCCUCGACCUGACUGCUUUUGACCUGGGACAUUUGGAUUUUUUCCCUGCCUUCAGAUGUCAUCUGCAGUCCUGGUUCUCCAGUCUGAUGACUCAGACCUUGGGCCUUGUCAGCGUCCAUAAUUGCAUGAGCCAAUUCCUUAUAAUAGAUCUGCAUGUGUGUGUGUGUGUGUGUGUGUGUGUGUGUGUGUGUGUGUGUAGCUCUUGUUGGAGCUGGAGCUGGAGAAUCCCAAUACAUGGGCCAAAAGGAAAGCUACCUUUCUCAGCUCCCUUUCCAUUUUGCUGGGGCCAUGUGACUGGUUUUAGCCAACAGAAAAUGGAUGGAAUU